This is a messenger RNA of Papilio polytes (common Mormon), 2263 nucleotides long. Its product is annotated as zinc finger protein 2-like. The record is from RefSeq and is a predicted model, not a curated record. Lineage: Eukaryota; Metazoa; Arthropoda; Insecta; Lepidoptera; Papilionidae. The coding region runs from base 183 to 1625 and encodes 480 amino acids. The transcript has 9 exons. Gene Ontology annotation, cellular component: nucleus. Gene Ontology annotation, biological process: regulation of transcription by RNA polymerase II. Gene Ontology annotation, molecular function: DNA-binding transcription factor activity, RNA polymerase II-specific; RNA polymerase II transcription regulatory region sequence-specific DNA binding.
CAAUAUUUGUAAAUUAGAGUUCUACUUUUUAUCAAUUCAAUAAGAAAAAACAUUUUAAUAGCAUUUAUUUGAUAUGAAUAACUUUAAGUUUCAUAUAGGAAGUGUGUAUACAACUUACUAAAGUUAAGGAGACACUGCAUAAAUUGGUUAUCAUUUAGAAAACUUUAGAAAUUAGAGUUGAGAUGGACGAUAAUUCAGAACUUUUGUUAAAAAAGUUAUGCUGUACGUGUUUGAGCGAAGACAGAAAGCUGUUUCAAUUGUGUAGAGUUAAUAAUGGUGUAAACAACUUGUAUUGGUUGUUAUCGUCGGAUACGGAAGCGUUUAGGGAAGGCUUUCAUACACAUGGCGCAAGUUUAUACAUUUGCUGGGAGUGUAAUGCUGUUAUGUCGAGGAUGUGUGAAUUUAGACAACAAGCAUGCAUGGCACAGAGACAAUUGACAUGUUUGAUUGAAGGACAAAAUAAAGCUAUAAAAAUGCUAUCAAAACUAACACAUACUUUGAAAGAAAAUUUUGACUUUACUUUCACAUAUGAAGAUGUAGACAAUUUUAUUGAUUGUGGUAUCGGAGAAGUUAAAAAUGAAAAUAACUUCGAUUUUGAUGAUAUACCAUUAUCAGAUUAUAAUAAUUAUAUACAGGAUGUUGAAAAAUAUAAUAAAAAACAAACUACAAGUGAAAAAUCUAAUAUUAAAGAUUCAAUUGAAAAUGAACCUUUGCAGAAUAAAAAACAAUAUACAAUUAAGAAUGAAGAAACUUGUAAAGGUUUUAAUGUUGAAAAAGAUUUAGAUAGAAACAAUACAGAUGAUAAAAAGAUAAAGAAACCAGGUUCUAAACCGAGGCGUAAUAAAACUAUGAGGGACAAACCAACACCGUUCGGAUUUUUAUGUAUUGAAUGCAAUAAAUACUUUGAUACAAAGAAAUCAAGAUGGAUUCAUGUACAAAGAACACAUAGGGAAGGAUUCGAAUGCUCGACUUGCGGAAAAAGGUUUCCUUUCAGAAAUAACUUGACAAGACAUCAAAUCACACACACAUCACCACAGCCGCGUACCGAAUGCACAAUAUGCCACAAACUUGUACGUAAGGAUCUGUCGCGAGCACACUCGCGCACACACGCGCCACGCGACAUCUACACGUGUGUGCUCUGCGUUAAAACAUUCGCAAGCCAAGCGUCGUACGAACAUCAUCUAAAAUACACGAAAACACACGCAGUUAUUGAUAUACUCAAAUACAAAUGCUCGGUAUGCGAUAAGGGGUAUAAAUCUAAAGGCGAAUUAAGAGAUCACAUCAACUACCAGCAUAUGGGCAAGACUCAACAUAAAUGUCCACUUUGCGGCAAGGCGUUGGCGACACGUCGCUGCGUGACGCGCCACGUGCGGCGCGCGCACCACGGCCUCAAAGAGAACCCACGGGACAAGAUGUGUCAACAGUGCGGCAAAGCAUUUAGGGAUAAAAAAGGUUUAAGGGAACAUGAACUUAUCCAUACAGGGGAAAGACCUUUAUCUUGUGAAAUUUGCGGCUGCACUUUCAGACAACACGCAUCUCUCUACACACACAGGAAGAGAAUACAUAAGAUAUGCAAUAAGAGAAGGAGUAUAGAAUUAAUGGAGAGUGAGAUACCUAAUACUUAAAGAUCGCAGUGAAAAGUAUAGUAAAAUAAGCAAUUUUGUCAUGGUAAGAGGGAUUAUUCCCAACUGUCACCCCGCUCUGUCCCCACGUGGGGACAAAUGAGAAGAAAAAGUUUCAUCCUUCUCACCUUUUGCGACGAGAAGACGGUUGGAAAUUUUUGUGUCUUAACGGUACCAUCUGUCACCUUAUUAGUGAUGGUACUAAAAGGUGGGACGGAAGAAGCUUUUUGUUCUCACAUGGGGACAGAGCGUGGUGACGGUUGGGAAUCCAGUAAGAGACGAUAUUCGUUAUUGUAUAUAUGUAAAACAUUUUAUAUAGUUUGUCUAAAUGAGAUAGAUUAGUUUGAUAAAUGACACAUAUGAAGUAUCGAAUUUAAUAUCCGGCUGAAAAGUCGUUCUGUAUUCUGUAUACAUAUAAAAAAACUUGUAUAUAAGAAAAAAUCAUAAAUCAUUACUUUCUCAAUAAAAGUGUUUUAUUUACAUACUAACUUUCCCCUACUCCGUCCGUGGUAUUAAAAACCCACAAAAGUAUCCUACGUGUUCUAGACUAUUCUUUCUCUUUUACUUCCAUUGAGAUCCUUUUUAAGUAUACGAUAUAUACAACCAUCCUUUCGUCUUUAUGUAGGAUUCUAUAUAGUGUA